This is a messenger RNA of Copidosoma floridanum, 2751 nucleotides long. RefSeq lists its product as uncharacterized. Gene Ontology annotation, biological process: transmembrane transport. Lineage: Eukaryota; Metazoa; Arthropoda; Insecta; Hymenoptera; Encyrtidae. Gene Ontology annotation, cellular component: plasma membrane. The record is from RefSeq and is a predicted model, not a curated record. Gene Ontology annotation, molecular function: ATP binding; ABC-type transporter activity; ATP hydrolysis activity.
AUGGGCUCGGAGGCUUGGGAACUGGAGCGGAGGUACUCGGUGCCCGGGGCCCUCGAUACGCGAGGCCUCGAGCCGGCCGGGGCACCAGCCAGCGAGGACCUACACGCCUGGUCGAUCUACAGGCAAAACUUGAACUCGGAUUUCACGGACUCGGCGCUGGGUUCGGCGGAAAAGUCGCCCCUGCCGUACGGCAACUUCCAGCUGCGCGACUCCACGGUCCAGAGCAUCCUGCGUCACCCGCGCUACGGGCCCCGCAGCCCCCUGGCCAACAACUCGUACACCUACCUGAAGUUCGGCUUGCCCCGGGUGUUGCCGCCCUCGAGCUCCCGAGCCCCGGGGAGGGACGCCGGCUCCAGCGGCUACGACUCGAGCGAGGAAAGGGCCGUCCAAGCCGCCGCCGCCGGGGGCCGGCUCUCCGCCCUCCCGCCCAUGCGCUCCGCCCGCAGUGACCCCGACUUCCGCGUCGCCCUAACGGCCAAGAGCCGAGACAACCACUCGCACAUCGGACUGCAGCAGCAGCACUACGUGCCGAGUGGGCAUCACCACCACCACCAGCACCAGCACCACCACCACCAUCCCCCGCAUCAUCACCACUUGAAGCCAGUGAGCCGGGAGUCACGUAUGCGCAGCGUGAGCGAGGCGAACCUGUUGCAAUCGACGAGCGGGGGGGCGUACGGGGUCGUGUCCUCGCCCCGUUCGGUGGCCAAUCGCCGGCACAGCAUAGCGCCCAUCGACCCCGGCCUCGUGUACGAGCGUCACCCCAUCCAUCAUCACCACGCAUCGGGACAGCAUCAGGUGUUGCAGCAGCAGCUGCCGAUCGUCCAGUCGUCGCCGGUACACCAGUCGCCGCCCCACCGACCCCACCUCCAACUGCGCUCCGUCGAGGCCGUUGGGCCCAACGCCAAGAACGGAACCGUCCACCUGAGGGGCCUGAGCCUAGAAGCCGGUGCCGGGGACGUCCUGGCCGUGAUGUCGACCAGCGAGAAGGAGGGCACCCUGAUAAUGGAGACCAUCGUGGGCAGGAAAAAGAUCAAACGGGGCGAGAUACUCCUCAACGGCAGGACCGUGUCCCCGAAAACCCUCAGAUCGACGGUGGCCUACCUGUCGGCGGAGACACCCGAGGCCGGCCUGAGUCCCGAGCUCACGGCCCUGCAGUGCUUGAGCUUCUACAGGCUGUUGCGGGGCGCCGCUGGUGUGUCGCCCCUCGAGGCCGAGGCGAUCCUCCAGGAGCUCGGGCUCGACGCCACGAAGCACUGCCUCGUCUCGAGCCUCACGUGUUCCGAGUCGCGGCGCCUGGCCCUCGCCUGCCGGCUCAUCGAGGGCACCCAGAUCCUGGCCCUCGACAGGCCCACCCGGGGCCUCGACAUCUUCGACGCGUUCUUCCUCGUCGAGUACCUCAGACAAUGGGCCCUCCGCGCCCACCGGCUCGUCGUUCUCACCCUACACCCACCCACCUACGAGGUCCUCUCCAUGCUCUCGAGGAUCGCCCUCACCUCCGGCGGACGGCUCAUGUACUCCGGCCCGAGGCGCGACAUGCUCCCCUACUUUGCCCUCGCCGAGUUUCCCUGUCCGCCCUUCAAAAAUCCCUCCGACUACUACCUCGACCUGGUGACGCUGGACGAUCUGUCGAACGAGGCGAUGCUCGAGUCUUCGCAGCGCAUCGACCACCUGUCGGAGCUCGCGAGGGUGCGCCUGUUGGCUCCCAGCGAUCCGGGCCCACCCGGUUCCCUGCCCACGACCAACACGGGCGCCGGUCUCCUCGGCCAGGUCUACGCGUUGCUCGGCCGCAAGCUCGUCUACAGUCAGCCGUGGAGCUGCGUCGGGCUGCUCCACCGGAUCCUCGUCGGGCUCUCCAUCAGCGUCCUACUCGGGGCUGUGUUCUGGGACGUGGCGGCCGACGCGAACCUCCACCUCAGGGACAGGAUAGGCUUUCACUACGCGAGCUUGGGUGUCUUGUUUUGGCCCCUCGGGCUCCUAGCGGCUGUCGAGGUUCUCAGAGACCGGCCGAUCGUCGAGAGGGACAUCGGGGACGGCCUCUACAGCCGGCUCGCUUACAUCGUCGUUGAGCUCGUGUGCAACCUGCCCGGCUGGGCUUUGGUGUACCUGGCGUACCUGGGUCCGGCGUACGUGAUGACGGGCCUUCACGCGAGUUCCUCGUCCACAGCCCAGACGAUGGACUCGGUGGCUACGUCCGCGCUGCCUCCCACGGUGACGGCUUCGGCAACAACGGCCGACGACAACUUUGACGGCACGUGGCGCUACCUGAGGAUCGGUCUCGUCUACCUGCUGUUCCAGCACUUUGUCUGCGUCCUGUUGGCGCGCCUCUGCGCGAGUACCUGGUCCUUCCUCGCGCUCCUUCUGUCGGGCCUGUUGAUCGGCGAGGCGACGCUCGGCGCCGGCGUCACCAUCCACCUCGGCAACCUGUACUCCUGGUACGGCUGGACGAGUCCGCUUAGGUGGGCCCUUGGGCUCCUCCUGCCACCCUUGUACAGUCCCGAGGCGCUGUUGAAGCUCAAAAAUUGCAAGGCCAAGCAGAUACAGCGCCAGGACAUCAUAACGCAGAGCGCCUGCGAGACCCCGGACGGUGACUUGGCUCUCAGGGAAAUCGGCCUGGGCGGCUUGCACGGGCCCCACGAGGACUGGUUGCUCGCUUGUCUCGGCGCUGUGAUUUUCGCCAGUGUGCUAGCCUUCCUCCUGGUGAGGCACUCGUCGAGCAAAAACUCGCUCAAGAGCAUGCCCAACAAGCCAUAG